CACCCAAUUCUAAGCAAGUAAGCAAGCACAAAUACUACUCAAAGCAUCUUAAUUGUAAGAAGCUCUUCUAGCUCGCCUACAUUUUCCCCCUCAACUCUUUCAAGUUAAAAUCACCUGCCUGAUCGAUGGACCGGGUGACGAAGCUGGCUUCUCAGCGUGCGGUGGUGAUCUUCAGCAUGAGCUCCUGCUGCAUGUGCCACACGGUGACGCGCCUGUUCCGCGAGCUCGGGGUGAACCCGACGGUGGUGGAGCUAGACGAGGACCCGCGGGGGAAGGAGAUGGAGAAGGCGCUGGCGAGGCUGCUUGGACGCAGCCCCGCCGUGCCGGCGGUGUUCAUCGGUGGAAGGCUCGUCGGCUCCACCGACAAGGUCAUGUCGCUCCACCUUGGCGGCAACCUCGUCCCGCUGCUGCGCAAUGCCGGCGCGCUCUGGGUGUAGCCUGGCGCCGGCUGCUCUGAGUCAUCUCAUCACACACUGGAGAAUAACUGACGUGUGUGCUUUUUAUCAGGAGACGGAGGAAAGUAACUGAGCAGGCCUUUUUUCUGCACUGUAAUAAUCUAUAGAGGGGUGAGUGUGUUGGAUCAGGGUCUUUCGUGCUGUAAUGAUGCAUGUUUUGAUAUGUUCUGCCUCUUUUUUUCCGUCCGUAUCAAAAGUUUCAUCAGAUUCAGCAGUUUGAUGUGGCAAAUAAUACGAAACUGCAUGCUAAUAAAGUGGCAGAGCUAGGAUUCCUCCA
Messenger RNA from Panicum hallii, 732 nucleotides. RefSeq names its product glutaredoxin-C1. The coding region runs from base 126 to 437 and encodes 103 amino acids. The transcript has a single exon. NCBI's taxonomy places the organism in Eukaryota, Viridiplantae, Streptophyta, Magnoliopsida, Poales, Poaceae. The record is from RefSeq and is a predicted model, not a curated record.